Molecule: messenger RNA, 1139 nt
Organism: Anas platyrhynchos (mallard)
Lineage: Eukaryota; Metazoa; Chordata; Aves; Anseriformes; Anatidae
Source: RefSeq, a predicted model, not a curated record
GUUUGGAUGCGUCUGCUCAGACCACCUCCCACGAACUCACCAUUCCAAAUGAUUUGAUUGGCUGCAUCAUCGGGCGCCAGGGCGCCAAGAUCAACGAGAUCCGCCAGAUGUCGGGGGCGCAGAUCAAAAUUGCCAACCCGGUGGAGGGCUCCACCGACAGGCAGGUCACCAUCACCGGCUCCGCAGCCAGCAUUAGCUUGGCCCAGUAUCUAAUUAAUGUCAGUUUAGAAAGCGCUAAACCCUCCUCCCAGGCAGCCUCCGUCACGAUCCCUGACCACCUCAGCAUCAACCUCUCUCAACCCUCCACCCCUUCUUCUUCUUCCUCCUCCACCACCACCCCCUCGCUCGCCACGGGGGGGGGCUCCGAAGCACCCGCCAGCCUCCCCAACCCUCUUCCGACCGCCCCUUGUGUCUCCAGUCUGCUUGGCAUGAAACCUGUCCCUCUCCUGGCUCUAAAUGUUGUGUCUGCUGCUAAGGGCGCCUCCGCCCCGGCCGUGCCGUGUGUCUCUAACAAACUCAAGGCGGAGAAGCAGAGGUUCUCUCCCUACUGAGCCCCCCCCUCCCAAAAAAAAAACAAAAAAACAAACAAAAAAGGGCUGGGGGAGGUUUUGGGGGGGGGAUAACACAACGCGGAGCCCCCCUAGAGGAGACUCGAGCAGAAAACAAAUUUAAUUUGGGGUUUCCUAAAUUUCAUUUUGGGGUUCCUUGCGGGUUUUCCUUCCUCCUCCUCUUUUUUUUUCUUCUUUUAUAUUUUUAUUAUUUUUUAUUUUUUUUGGGGUGUUUCGUAGCCAUUUUUCUGCUUUUUUUUAUUUUUAUUUUUUAACUUUUCCUUUAUUUUUGCCAGCCCGCUGCCCCUUCCAUCCCUCCUUGACUCCUCCAGCUUACAACCCUCGCUUUUUUUUUUUUUCCCCCUUUUCCCCUCUUUUUUUUUUUUAUAUUUUUUAGGAAUUCGGUUGCAAUCGCGGUGCGGGGGGGGGUCGUGGGAUGUUGGGAUGGGGAGGGGGGGGUGGGGGGGGUUCGUUACCGAAUAAACGAGUCUGGAUUUAAUUGCAUUCCGGGUCGGGUGCCCGCGGGGGGGCUCGCGGCCUCGCCUGUCUCUUUUUCUGUCUGUACCUGUAAUAAAGUUGCCACGGUGAGAA